UAUGAACUUUAUAUACUUCUAACCUUGCUAACAUUAAAUUAACACACAUCAAUGGCAUGUGGAUGAUUAUCUAAUCAUGCAGAGAGAGAGAGAGAGAGCUAUUUCUACAAAGGAUGCCUGUAGACAUUGUUCUUCUUGUUGUGGGAAAUUGGAAUCAUCAUGAAUGCUUGUUGAUAGAUUAGGCUUACAAUGUUAUGUUGAGCUAUGUUUAGGGGUUCAUAUCAGUGACUGCAAAGACCUCACUUCUUUGUCUGUAGAAAUAGGGUCAUGGAAGAACUUGUCCUCUCUCAAAAUGCUCUCUAUCCGAGGCUGUUCAAAGCUUGGGUCACUGACAGAUGAAGGACUGCCAACAGCUAUUGACGGUCUGUCCUUUACUGAGGAUGGGCUACCUACCUCUCUCGGCCAAAGAUCAUGCAUGUUAGAGACCAGGUAUUUGAUUCAAUCAAGUUACCUUCAGCUGCUGAUUUGCAAAAGAAGAAGUCAUAGAUUCCUCUAUUAUUUUGAGUAAAGGGCUGUAAAGUUAAUGGCAAUUCAAGGAAUUGCUUUCAAGAUUCAAGGAUGCAACAAUAAACCAUACUUGUCCGAAGGCAACAGAAGGAUAGAUAGGAUUUCAAAUCAAGGUCAUGAAUCAUGAUCAACAACUGCCAUUCUGCCAAUGAUGAGAACAAAUUUCUUUAUCAGCUAGCAUUUCACAUGGAGGAAAAACAUUAUUGGUAAAACUCUUCCAAAGUGAGUUUCAAUGUAAUAUGUACAUAAAUGUUUUAAAUAAAAUAAUCAUACAAAGUUAGCAUGCAAUUAUUCCUACAACAGUCUGAUGGAGAUAAGGAGGAGAGAGGCUCCAGAAAAAUGCACUUCAAAAGAACUUAGCUUUCAUGAAGUUCUCUGGGGUGAAGCUCAUGAAUUCUUACCACAUAGAUUCUCAUGGCAAUUUUCUCCCAUGCUCAAAGAGUGAAAACAGCAU
This is a messenger RNA of Durio zibethinus, 961 nucleotides long. The record is from RefSeq and is a predicted model, not a curated record. Lineage: Eukaryota; Viridiplantae; Streptophyta; Magnoliopsida; Malvales; Malvaceae.